AUGAAAGUUUUAUGUGUGGCUGAAAAACCUUCGUUGGCUAAAUCAAUUUCGCAAAUACUAUCUAAUGGAACUUCUCGCGCGCGUCCUACAAAAAAUAAAUAUAUCAAAAACUACGACUUCUCUUGCACGCUUAACGAUAGCAGAGCAGUUCAAGUCACUAUGACGUCCGUUAUAGGUCAUUUAAUGGCUUAUGACUUUCCACCUGAAUAUCAAAAUUGGCAGCAAGUCUCUCCUUUAACAUUGUUUGAUGCGCCCACCGAGAAACAUAUAAUACGAGGAAUUGAGGCCAUUCGUGAUAAUAUUGCAAAAGAAGCACGUAAUGCUGAACAAAUAAUGAUAUGGACUGAUUGUGAUCGCGAAGGUGAAAACAUUGGAUCGGAGAUCGUAGAUGUCUGUCGUGGUGCGAAUUCAAAAAUUAAAGUAUCAAGGGCAAAAUUUUCCGCUAUUAUUUCCCAACAAAUCCGUCAUGCAUGGCAUUCACCGGUGGAUUUGGAUUAUCGUCAAGCAAAUGCGGUAGAUGCUAGAUCAGAGCUUGACUUACGAAUUGGUGCUGCGUUUACUCGAUUUCAAACUUUAGGCUUACAAAAUUUGUUUUCAGAACUCAAUAAAAAAGUAAUAAGUUAUGGUUCCUGUCAGUUUCCAACGUUGGGAUUCGUAGUGGAUCAAUACUUAAAAGUUCAGAAUUUCGUUGAAGAAAAUUUCUGGAAAAUAUAUAUUGCAUUAGAACGGGAUGGUAGUAUUGUAGAAUUUCAAUGGGCAAGAAAUCAUUUGUUUGAUCGUUUAGCAUGUGUAGUAAUUUAUGAGAAAUGUAUGGAAAAUCCAAUGGCAACUGUCGUUGAUGUCAACUCUAAAGAAGUGAAAAAAUGGAAACCGUAUCCGUUAACUACCGUAGAACUCCAAAAAAUUGGAUCAAGAUACUUACGUAUUUCGUCGGAUAGGUUAAUGAGUGUCGCCGAAGAAUUGUAUGUUAAAGGUUUUAUAAGCUAUCCGAGAACGGAAACAGAUCAAUUUGAUAAGCAGUUUGAUUUUCGCUCUUUGAUUGAAAAACAAACUCAAGAUUCAAGAUGGGGCGAUUUUGCAACAAGACUUUUGUCUGGCGGACUUCGUACGCCACGUAAUGGAAGUCAUAAUGAUCAAGCACAUCCUCCAAUUCAUCCGACUCUUUAUGCAUCUGAUUUAACAGGAGACGAACAAAAAGUAUACGAGUUUGUUGUUAGACGUUUUUUAGCAUGUUGCUCAGAUCAUGCUGUAGGACAUGAAACGAUCAUAGAAGUUAAGUUAUGGGAAGAAAAGUUUACUGCUAAAGGACUUGUGAUACUGGCUAGGAAUUAUUUGGAUGUAUAUCCUUAUGAUCGCUGGGGUGAAUCCAAUUUGCCAAAUUUUCAAAAAGGCGAAAUGUUUAUACCAACUACAUGUGAAAUGCGAGAUGGACGUACUUCACCGCCCGAAUACUUGACUGAAGCUGAUUUGAUUAGUAUAAUGGACCAGAAUGGCAUAGGUACUGACGCGACCAUUCAUGUCCAUAUUGCUAAGAUAAUUGAACGAGAAUAUGCUAGAAAAGACAAUAGGAAUGGGAAAACAUAUAUAUUACCAUUGGACUUGGGUAUUGCGCUUGUCGAAGGUUACGACUCUAUUGGAUUUGAUAAGUCGUUGUCUAAACCAUUUUUGAGAAGAGAGAUGGAGUCAAAGCUUAAAAUGGUUUGUGAGGGACGACAACAGAAAGAGGAUGUGAUUAAGGAUAGUCUUUCUAUGUAUAAAGACAUGUAUAUCAAGACAAAUGAGAACGUUCAAAAAUUAAUUCAAAGUCUUUCUAAUCGGUUAACAACAUCUGGGUCCAAUCUUAACCUUGAUGUCUUUAAUAAUAUGUUGCUCGAAACCCGACCAAAUCCUGUGCAACCAACUAGAAGACCUUUUCAACCCUCUACGCCAAGAUUUCAACCUACAGCAGCACAAUCUGAUCAUCCUAAAUGCCAAUGUGGUCUAUACGCUGCUUCUAAUAAGACAAGGUCUUUAGGAGUUAAUUACGGAAGGCCUUAUUUUACAUGCCCAAAGGCAGGUAAAAAGUGUACUUUUUUCCAAUGGGCAGAUGGUGCCCCAAAUUCAGGUUCGGGUACUCGCCGAACUCAUACGACUAGUGACAAUAAUUCUGGAAAUG
Molecule: messenger RNA, 2155 nt
Organism: Cetraspora pellucida
Lineage: Eukaryota; Fungi; Glomeromycota; Glomeromycetes; Diversisporales; Gigasporaceae
Source: the annotation of a GenBank genome assembly